This is a messenger RNA of Hypoxylon trugodes, 1444 nucleotides long. RefSeq lists its product as uncharacterized. Bases 288 to 1016 code for a protein of 242 amino acids. NCBI's taxonomy places the organism in Eukaryota, Fungi, Ascomycota, Sordariomycetes, Xylariales, Hypoxylaceae. The transcript has 2 exons. The record is from RefSeq and is a predicted model, not a curated record.
AUUGAAAAAGUCAUGUUUUGUUUUAUUGUAUAUACCGAGGACAGUCACCCUCCGCCAAGGGGUCCAUACUUAAGCGGCUGUUUAUACCGUCUAACCGAAAAUGAGCGACUAUCAUCCCGCACACCCCUACAAUUCGGGACGUUAUUUCCGCAUUUGGCAAUUCCGGAGGGAUAAAGCCUGAGCUACGAUCCGAGGGCAUAAAUAUCUUAAGCUCGACUCUUUCCUUGGAAUUCGGUUCCUUUUGCAGCUCUACCCAUCACCAAUCGCGCAGCAAUCCAUCUACAAUAAUGUUUGGUCGAAUCGCUCUUUUGGCUCUUGCCCUCGUCCCUUUCGCCGUCGGCCAAGCUGCCGAUGACUUUGAAAGCGGUUGGGAUGAUGCCGCGUGGCCUGUCUACGCACCUGACUGCAACCAGGGCGGUAAAGUCAGUCUCGACAGCACUACUGCGAAAAGUGGCAAGAACUCCAUAAGGGUCGAUGGUGCUGGUGGUUUCUGUGGUCACGUUUUCUUCGGCACGACCAAGGUUCCCAGCGGUGACGUCUACGUCAGAGCAUUUGUCAAGGCUUCCAAGGCCCUUACUGACUCUCAUGUCUCAUUCAUCACUAUGCCUGACUCCGCCCAGGGUAGCAACAAGCAUCUCCGCAUUGGUGGUCAGAGCAAGAUCUUGAUGUACAACCGCGAAUCCGACGACGCCACUCUUCCCGAUCUCUCACCUCAAGGAAUUGCUGCCUCUAAGGCACUCCCAACUGGUGAUUGGCAAUGCUUUGAAUACCACCUUGGUACGGAUGGCACGGUUGAGACUUGGUUGAACGGCGAAGCUAUUGACGGUCUUACCGUUAAGGCUGGCGUAACCAACAACAACGCCGCUCAGUGGCAGAGAAGCAGCAGCAAGCCCAAGAUUACUGGUAUUUACUUCGGGUGGGAAUCCUACGGUGGAGACACCAACACUCUAUGGUACGACGACAUCUCCAUCAGCUCGACCCGUGUUGGGUGCACCGGUGGAUCCGCUUCCCCUUAAAAUACAUAUUUAGCCUAAAUACAGAGAGGUACACCAAUUACAACCCCAGGUACUCAAUUGCGAGAAGCGUGUUUCAAUUCAUACUUCCGGCGGUCUAGGUAGUAUUUAAGCCUAAAAGUAGUUACUUUCAAUUGCGAGCUUAAUUGAUUCUAUGCGGAGGGUUACGUAGCGUUUGCUGGAUUGGGUUUAUCUACAUUUCGGAUAUCCCACACGCCCGAAUAUUCGACGUAGUCUAAAUAAACACACUCCUAGAUCAAAGAGGCUAGUCAACAUUGUCGUCCUGACUACCUAGAUUUUUCGGCGAAUCCACUCCCCAAUUUCAAUAAUGUUGGUCUGCAUGUUGUGCUCUUUAAUUAUCUAGCUAGGUACGUACGUAUUUAACCAAGGUAGAAAAGCUUAUCUUUAUAAGUUAUUCAUUAUUCUAUACA